UAUCUAUAGAGUUUGUUGAAUGUUCUUGUGAUAUUCAGGUUCUAUGGUUCUUAAGAUGCUCGUCUAUGGGUUACGUUUUUUCGUUCUUAUUUCGCUCGGGUAAUAAAAAAAAAUUAUAAGGGAGACGUAUAUACAUUAUUAUCUUACUUUACUUUACCUCUACGCUAACUAUUUAUUAUCAAUUUUACAAAAAAAUGCCCGAAUUUGAAACGCCUCACUUGUAAUGGGACGGAUGGAGUAUUAGAUUACCAGGACUAAGAUCUUCAAACCUUCUACAUAGAAAUUAUCGUAUUAAUUACUAUCUCAAGUUAUAUUCGAAUAAUGAAGCGUCAAAUGUACCCUUAAAAUAUCUCUCAAAUUUAUCCCUCUUUUGUUUUAAAAGGGUUUUCAAUGUAAAUGUGUUGGUGUGUGUCUUAAAAAGUUUUUUUUUUUCGAAGAAAACCCUUAUUCUUGGUAAAGCCUAUGUUGUCUGUAGCUCCAAUACCUUCGCAUUGCAUGUGUAUGUGUUCCGAUUUAUGUCCUUUUGUGGUUAUUGCCGAUUUUACUGUGGUGAAUAUUGGAUUUUUGUGGCACUAUAAGUAAGAAUCGACAAUGUAGAAAGCAUUUGUCGAGAUUGACUCUUUUCUUUUUGUUUUUGCCUAAAACAGAGAUAUCCGAACUAAAUUGGACAAGUUGUUCAUCCUGUGUUGACGAUUUGCAAGUUCUUGUGUCUUCUUAGCAUGUUAGGCGGGUAAGGGAUUUGCAAGUUCCUUGAGAUUAAUUGUUGAAUUCAGGAACUUAGAUAAUGGAGGCAGCUCCGCAGCCACAGUCUUUGCAAGUUACUAUCAUAUUUGAAAGAGACAAGAAUGUGAGUGAAUCUUCAACUACCGUUGAUCGCGUGAAUAAUGCUGAAGGAGAUCGCAAUGUAUCAAAUCCUUCCGUUCCCCCGGGGACCCUGACUACAUUUCCUGAUGACAUUGUGGACUUGUGUUCUGAUGAAGAUGUUGAAAAUCACGAAACAGCCAAUGAAGGAAAUAAAACAUCUGAAAGUUCUCAAUAUCAGUUGGUGCUAUAUGAUCCGGCCAUCAACGGUGGCAGUAAUGUCAAAGAUGCACCAGGUGGUCCAGGUCCCGUUAGUUGUCCGUCUCGUCCAAAGAAACCACACCCAUUUUCUGACCGGACCCCGAGGGUUUUGCCAUCGGUAGGGAUCUUCGCUGUUCAGUGUGCCAGCUGUUUCAAAUGGAGGCUCGUUCCAACGAAAGAAAAGUACGAGGAAAUACGGGAGCAUCUUUCACAGCGCCCUUUCUUCUGUGACACAGCUCGUGAAUGGCGUCCAGACGUCUCGUGUGAUGAUCCUCCGGAUAUAACACAAGAUGGCAGUAGAAUUUGGGCAAUCGACAAGCCUAACAUUGCUCAACCCCCUACUGGUUGGAAAAGGCUUUUAAGAAUCAGAGGUGAAGGAAGCGUCAGGUUUGCUGAUGUGCACUAUGUUGCACCUUCGGGUAAGAGUUUACGUUCUAUGUUAGAUAUUCAAAGGUACCUAGAUAAACAUCCAGAGUACAUGACCGAAGAGGUCAGCCUAUCGAGGUUUUCCUUCCAAAUCCCAAAACCAUUACAAAAAAACUAUGUGAGGAAGCGACCUGUCCGUCCUGCUUUCUGUAACGAUGCUGGUGAUCCUGGAACACAACAAUAUCUUCCACCAUCAGAAGGUGUUCGUCAACCUGCACGCAUAACUUGGGUGAGUACGGAUGGGGACACGGACUCACAGCCGAGCAGUCCAGCACUUGCUUACAAUUACCAUUUGGAGGCACCGGCUUCAAAUCCCGAAAGCAGUCAACCUGCAAAGAGGCGGAGAAUACCACCCCCAAUGAGGUAUGCUGAUGAUUUAGUACCUACCACAUUGAUGCCAGUGUGGAAGAGCCUCACCACCUCUGAUUUCGUAGUUUUUUGAUGAUCGAAAACUAGCUGAUCCUGAUUUUGCUAGCUCGUGGGUUUCGAUAUAUAGUCUAUUUUGAAUGCAUACACAAGGUCAGAUCAAAGUGCAAGAAAAGCCUAGUUUUUGUGUAGCUGCUAUUUUGAAUGCAUACACAAGGUCUGGUCAAAGUGCAAGAAGAGCUAUGUUUUGACUACUAUUUUGCACUUGAUGUUGUAGUCAACUUUUUUGUUGAGUAGAAUACUGAAAUUGAAAAGAAUGUGAUAUUGGUAUUAUGCCUUUUGAAAA
Molecule: messenger RNA, 2200 nt
Organism: Salvia splendens (bonfire salvia)
Lineage: Eukaryota; Viridiplantae; Streptophyta; Magnoliopsida; Lamiales; Lamiaceae
Product: methyl-CpG-binding domain-containing protein 2
Exons: 5
Coding region: 785-1930 (381 amino acids)
Molecular function (GO): DNA binding; zinc ion binding
Source: RefSeq, a predicted model, not a curated record